Molecule: messenger RNA, 3825 nt
Organism: Amaranthus tricolor (Joseph's coat)
Lineage: Eukaryota; Viridiplantae; Streptophyta; Magnoliopsida; Caryophyllales; Amaranthaceae
Product: DNA-binding protein BIN4
Exons: 13
Coding region: 266-1480 (404 amino acids)
Biological process (GO): chromosome organization; DNA endoreduplication
Cellular component (GO): nucleus; DNA topoisomerase type II (double strand cut, ATP-hydrolyzing) complex
Molecular function (GO): double-stranded DNA binding
Source: RefSeq, a predicted model, not a curated record
AGAAUGGGUUUUAAUUCCGAUGUAACACUAGUAAAGAAAAUCAGUAAGUAAAAUUCAUAGUUUAAUCGAACGGCUGAAAAUAUUUCCCUCCAAUUACUUUUACCAAAAAACCUCCUUCCGCCACUUACCGCCUUUCUCCGCCACUUUCAGCACAAAAUUAACUCGUCCAAAUCAAAACCCUAGCAAUUUCAGUUGAACAUCAAAGUUCAUACUUCUUUUAGUUCUGAUUUAAUCUGAAAUACUGAAAUAAGCUUGAAACAUAGUAAUGGGAGGUUCUAGGGAAGCGUCUCCAGAUUGGUUGCGAGCUUUUCAGGCCCCAACUCAAUCGAUUACAACUUUAUCAUCUGACUCUGAGCUUUCUGGUGACAAAAGUCCCGCAAAAGAUAAUAGCACCGAUUUUAAUAAAGAUAUGAAGCUUAGAAGUUCAAAUACAUUGGAGGCAGAUGAGGAAGAGGAUGAAAAAAUCUGCAGCAUUGCCUUGAAAUCACCUAACAAGAAGGCAACUAAAAAAAUAGUAGGUGGUGUAACACCUGCCAAAAGGAAAAGAACAAUAGAACACGAAAAUGGCGGGAGUGUAGAUGUUGAGAACGUUAAAAGUGAAAAAUAUCUUGACAAGUCAACAGACACUUCUGCAAGUGCACCAAAUCCUUCAGUUUUUGAACUUUCUUCUGAUUCUGAUUCAAAAUCAGAUGCAACAGUAAGAAAAAAGAAAAAGAAAAUUGAUGAUGAAGAGUCUGUACCUAGGAGUACAGUGAAGGGAAAAUCUCCAAAUAAACGGAUGAAACAGGAAGACGUUCAACUUUUAGAUAAAAGGAAAGCCGACAAGCCUGUGAAUAUAAAAGGUAUAUUUGUGUUGAUAGGAAAUAAUGACAACACAGAAGUUGCAGAAGACAGCAAACCUGAGAAGCAGACGGAACCUGCUGUUAACUCCUCUACUUUGCCUUUGGUACUUCCUGAGAAAGUACAUCGUUCUAAGGCACUUGUUGAGUGUGAAGGUGAAUCAAUUGAUUUGAGUGGUGAUAUGGGUGCUGUUGGGAGGGUAAUUAUUUCAAAGACGCCAUCGAAGGAAUCUGAAAUGUUUUUAGAUUUAAAAGGAACCAUUUACAAAACUACAAUUGUUCCAUCAAGGACAUUCUGUGUGGUCAGCAUUGGUCAGUCGGAAGCCAAGAUAGAAGCCAUCAUGAAUGACUUUAUACAACUAAAACCGCAAUCAAAUGUUUAUGAUGCGGAGACUAUGGUUGAAGGAACACUGGAAGGAUUCACUUUUGAUUCUGAUGAGGAACCUGAAAAGAUGACCAAGGAAGUUAAAGGUGAUCAGAAUGAAGGUGCCGAAGAGAAAACAAACAAGAAAGCAAAAGGAAAAGUUGAGAAAAAGUCUGUAAAAUCGCCCACGACAAAAAAGAAGGGGAAAGAUGUGGGAGCAAAGCAGCCAAAGAAAAGGAAACCUCAGGCACCAAAGAAAGGUAAGGCUAAGAAGUAGAGAAUGAGAUUUGAUUUUCUGGUUGAUAGAUUUACACUGGUAUCACGGUAUGUAUAUUCUUGUAGCUACCAAAAUAAACUAAGAUGGCCAAUUUUAUUUUCAUAUAGUUUAAUUAAACCCAAAGGUAUAGGAGUUUUAACAUUGUACUACUUUUUUGUUUGUUUAUUAAAAAUCAUUGCUUUAAAUUGUCAUCAAUUUUCAAAUGGAGAACACUGGAUACAUACAUUUUAUAAGAGAACUCCGUUUUGUCCUGUUCUGUAUAAUUCAAAGAUGUUAGCAAUAAUGAAUGAAUUGUGUGAUAGUGAAUUAAGUAUUUACCAUCUGCAACGACUCAACUGGGCCAGCCCAAUAAACCGUCGGUCCUAUUCACAUAUACAAGAAAGAGAGCAGCUAAGAAUUGAGGAAUUAAUUAAUUAAUAUUUUGGCUGUAUUAUGAUGUCAUUAAAUUGUUAGUGAUGUCAGCAGGUUGUUAUUUUCUUGUUUUGUUUAAAUACCUGAUGCAUGCCUUGUAUUGGGUAUCAAAAAGUUUGUUAUAGAGCUUGCUCACCUGGGAGAAAGCCUCCUCUCGAAGUGGGGUAUACUCUCUUUUUUUAUUUUCAUACUUACAGAGAAAUAUAAUCAAAAAACCUAACAACUUCUCUAUUCCUCACACCAUCUUUUGUACAGAUGUUAUUUUUCCCUCAAAAUUUAUAAAGACUUGUAUGGACUUAAUCCACAUUAUUUUAGUGUGCACUAACUUUAAAAGGGAUUGAAAUAUUAAGUAUUUUUACUUGAUAAGUAGAAUUGAGUACAAGCAUUGGAAAAUACUUACUAUUAUUAGUUUGGUGCACGCUGAAAUAGUGUGGACCAAAUCUAUACAAGACUUUUACCUCAAGAUUCUUUGUAAAUCUCAUCAUUUUGUGUUGAGCACCUUCAGACCUUGUCCUUGCUUCAUUUAUCUGCUUCCACUCAAUAUCUCUCCUGCCGUUAAUGGAAUCAUUUCAGCAUCAUGAUUCAUGACAGAAAACUGAAGGUGAGAAAUAUAUACACAGGGUAUGGUAGAAUGUCGUAUGAGGAGAUCUUCCCCUCAGAUGCCCUAUAACUGUUCUUUCUGGUUGUCGGAGGUGAAUCGUAAAUGAAGCUUGAUGGUCUACCUUCAGUUGGUGGUGAAUUGUUGGUAAACCUUGGUCUAGUUGGGUUUCAAUUGUGGGUGAAACUUGUUGGUGAAUUAUAAAUGACAUGUGGUGGUGACUAGGGGCGUUCAACGGGAUGUGAAUGGCCUAUUUUAGAAGGGCUUAGUGAAAUCGGACGGAAAAGUGCUUAGAAUAUUCUAUCUGGAUUAGGGUUUUAAAAGGUUGUUAAAAAGGGUCAAAAAGGGCUUUGGUGUAUUCUAAACUACGGGCUGAAAAUGAGUUUGGUGUAUUAUAAAGCUAUUAGCAUUGUCAUUAACUAGAUGGUUAAGCGCUAUAAGAUAUUUACGAAUUACAUUUUUGAUCAGCUCUAGACUAUAUCAUCUGAAGUACUUGCUGUUGAUAUGAUUCGUCGGUGAAUUUAGUUCACUCUGAAUUACUAGCAGCUGAAUUGAACUACAUGCAUGAUGCAUGGUACAUCAUGUACAUGAAUUAUAUUUUCCUUUGUUUCUUCAUUAAACAAGAACAUGGUUCAGAUUUUCACUAAUUUUUCUGAAUGAUUUCAUAAUUCACACUGGAAAGAAGCAAAAAUAGCUAUACUUAGCUUGUUUUACGGAUAAUGAAUUCAUAUACGAGUAUUCCAUGAAUUAAAAAGUUGCUCAAAACUUGCCCAUUUUGAUGUCAGAAUUACAUCCUGUUUCAUUGCAAGCACCACCACUCACCCCCAUUGGUCAAGGCAACAAUAGGCAAAAUAUAGCAAACCCAACAAUGCUAACAUCAUAAUAAUCCUUCUCGUUCCUUAGCCACCACCAUCAUAUUCCUAUGUCUCUCCACAGUCCCCAGUCAGACAUUCCCUUGCAUCCGUCCUAUCCCAUAUCAUACCCGACCAACCAAGAACAGCGUCAAGCCUUGCACUCUUCCCCGGCCAUAUUGUAAAUGGGCAGUUGUGAGAAAAUUUGAAUAAAAUAAGAUUAUUUAACAACUUAAUUCCAAAAAUAAGCUUCGUGAAAACUUAAUUCCCAAAGUAAGCGUCGGUACAUUCAAACCUAGCCUUGGAGUAAAUCGCUAUUACUAACAGCGAAAGACAAAAAAAAAAUAAAAUAAAAGCCAUAAGUCGCUGUUACUAACAGCGACUUAGGGAGUUGACCAGUCAACUCCUUAAGUCGCUGUCAGUAACAACGACUUUAAGGUUAACUGGUCAACUCUUUAAUCUCGUAGGUUGGAAUGAGGAAGCAA